AGGCGUUAACAGAUGAAAAAAACGUCACCGGACGUUCAUUUCGCGAAAAAAACUUCACCGGACGUUCAUUUCGCGAAAAAAAUGUCACCAGACGCUCAAUUCGCGAAAAAAACGUCACCAAAUGUUCAUUUCGCGAAAAAACGUCACCAAACGUUCAUUUCGCGAAAAAAACGUCACUGGACGUUCAAUUCGCGAAAAAAACGUCACCAAACGUUCGUUUCACAGAAAAAAUAUCACCGGAUGUUCGUUUCGUGAAAAAAAUGUCACCGGACGUUCGUUUCGCAGAAAAUACGUCUUCGGACGUUCAUUUCGCAGAAAAACGUCUUUGGAAGGAUGGAGGGAUGUAUGUUGCGAAUAAGUCGUCAUCUUCAUUUUGUGAAAAAAC
This is a messenger RNA of Funneliformis caledonium, 385 nucleotides long. The record is from the annotation of a GenBank genome assembly. Lineage: Eukaryota; Fungi; Glomeromycota; Glomeromycetes; Glomerales; Glomeraceae.